GAGCCACAACUCCAAACGCACGCCGACCACAUAAGCUCAGAAAUCCUUCAAGUUUUAUACAAAAAGCAGGAAUCCUCUUUGCUUUUGCUGCAAUUCAUAUUUCUCGUCUACAGUCUUUGGCUUCAAGGGUUAGUUUAGGUUUUUAGGUGGAUUCAAUGUCUCCUUAUUGUGCAUUGUCGCCUUCGCCUAAGUCGCAUCCCUUCAGUUCAACCGAUACCAGGUUUAUUGCUCCUACCAGACUAGCUCAGUACAGAAGCAAAUGCUUAAUGAACAGGAGAGGUUUUGCUUUCAAAGGAAUUGUGGCGUCUGGGGUUUCGGUCAUGGGUUCUUCUGUGAUCACUGAACCUGUUGAAGGGCUUGAGAGGUUGCCUUACAAGCCAGAAGGCUACAAUUAUUGGACAUGGCGGGGUCACAAAAUACAUUAUGUAGUGCAAGGAGAAGGUCUUCCUAUUGUUCUCAUUCAUGGUUUUGGUGCUUCUGCAUUUCAUUGGAGAUACAACAUACCUGAGUUGGCCAAAAGAUACAAGGUUUAUGCCUUGGACUUGCUAGGUUUUGGAUGGAGUGAGAAAGCAAUUAUUGAGUAUGAUGCCAUGGUAUGGAGGGAUCAAGUGGUGGAUUUCUUGAAGGAAAUUGUGAAAGAGCCAGCAGUUAUAGUGGGAAACAGCCUUGGAGGCUUUACGGCUUUGGUUGCUGCGGUGGGGUUGCGUGAACAAGUUGUUGGAGUUGCAUUGCUAAAUUCUGCUGGACAGUUUGGAAAUCCAAAUGCAGAAACCAACAAGUCUGAAGAAUCAAUCUUACAGAAAUUAGUCCUGAAGCCGCUGAAGGAAAUUUUCCAGAGAGUAGUUCUUGGAUUUUUGUUUUGGCAAGCAAAGCAACCAGCUCGCAUUGAAUCUGUAUUAAAGAGUGUGUAUAUAAAUACUUCCAAUGUGGAUGACUAUCUUGUAGAAUCAAUUACAAGGCCAGCAGCUGACCCCAAUGCUGGAGAAGUUUAUUACAGAUUAAUGACUCGGUUUAUGUUGAAUCAGAGCAAAUACACUUUAGACAGUGCCUUAAGCCAACUGACAUGCCCAUUGUUAUUGCUGUGGGGCGACUUAGAUCCAUGGGUUGGUCCAGCCAAGGCUAAUAGAAUCAAGGAGUUUUAUCCAAGGACAACUCUUGUGAACUUACAGGCUGGUCACUGCCCACAUGAUGAAGUUCCAGACCUUGUUAAUAAAGCGUUAAUGGAUUGGUUGUCGUCUCUAACACCAGAAUCCUCUAGCCAGACACUGUAGAAAUACUCAAAUUUUACAGCAUUACUGCCAACAAACCUCUGCUUUGAGGUAUUGCUUGCAAAUUAAUUCUAUGUUUAUUGAUAAAAUAUGAAGCUUUUUGCAAGUAUAGCUGUAAGAUGUGGUCGUCAUGGAUCUCUUGAGGCAGAAGAUAAAGUUUAAGAGAGUCGGGCAUUGUUUCACGGCGAUUGCAGCUACGCCUUGUCAAUAUGAUAUAUCGCUUGAAUGAGCAACUAAUUUAAAGUUGCUUUGUGUAUUCUUUUGUAUUACAUUAGAAAUAUAUGCUUCUAGCAAAAUUUGAUAUUUCAAAUUAUGCUCAAGUGCUGUAGCCUGCAGGAACAUUUUACAAAGGGGACUACAAAAUCUAGGAACAUUAGACUUUUGGCUAA
Messenger RNA from Manihot esculenta (cassava), 1657 nucleotides. Its product is annotated as pheophytinase, chloroplastic. The record is from RefSeq and is a predicted model, not a curated record. The transcript has 7 exons. NCBI's taxonomy places the organism in Eukaryota, Viridiplantae, Streptophyta, Magnoliopsida, Malpighiales, Euphorbiaceae. Gene Ontology annotation, cellular component: chloroplast. Bases 156 to 1271 code for a protein of 371 amino acids.